Molecule: messenger RNA, 846 nt
Organism: Phalaenopsis equestris
Lineage: Eukaryota; Viridiplantae; Streptophyta; Magnoliopsida; Asparagales; Orchidaceae
Product: pectinesterase inhibitor 9-like
Biological process (GO): negative regulation of catalytic activity
Molecular function (GO): enzyme inhibitor activity
Source: RefSeq, a predicted model, not a curated record
ACACCACCGCAGCAGCUCCCAUAGACUUCAUCCGAUCUUCCUGCAAUGUAACCCGCUACCCCGACCUCUGCGAGAAGUGCCUAAUCGGCUACACCCCAGCGAUCCGGCACCGCAGCCCCCGCCAACUCGCUCACGCGGCCCUGAAAGUUUCCGCCGAUCGCGCCUUCGCAGCCUCGAACUUCGUUCACAAAAUGUCGGUGGGCUCAAAAUCCUCCUCAACAGCUCGAAGAACCCGCGACGGCGGUGCCGUUCGCGAUUGCGUCGAGACCAUCGACGACUCCGUUGAUCGGCUGCGGAGAUCGGUUAAAGAGAUGGAGCGAAUGGGGCGACACGGAAGCAUAUCUUUCGGUUGGCAUCUGAGUAACGUUCAGACGUGGGUGAGCGCCGCGCUUACAGACCAGAGCACAUGUCUCGAUAGCCUCUCGCAGGACAAAUCGGCGGCAAAUGUGCGGCCGGAGAUCCGUCGCCAUGUUGUGCACGUCUCCCGGCUUACCAGUAAUGCGCUCGCGCUCAUCAACCGCCUUGAUCCCAAUAACUGAUUCCUUCAUCUGCUGCAACUCUGGUUCGUUACACUAUUAUGUUAUUUUGUGUCUUCUUUUUAGAAAAAAAUAUGAUAUAUGCGGAUUGAUUUGAUAGUAUUUGAUGGUAUUAUAAUAUAUUAUUAUAACAUCAAAUAUCAUUAAAUAUCAUAGGUAAUAUUCGCUCUUGUUCUAAUGUUUUUGAUAAAUGCUUGUGACUUAAUCCUCGUGUGAGGUAGUUAUGGUUGAUGUAUUGGUUGUAAUAUAAUGUCAUGUUAGUUGUAUAUUGUUAUAUGGUAGCUAUUGUUAAAGUUGGGGUUUUGAUGAU